This is a messenger RNA of Rasamsonia emersonii CBS 393.64, 1224 nucleotides long. RefSeq lists its product as uncharacterized. Bases 1 to 1224 code for a protein of 407 amino acids. The transcript has 2 exons. Lineage: Eukaryota; Fungi; Ascomycota; Eurotiomycetes; Eurotiales; Trichocomaceae. The record is from RefSeq and is a predicted model, not a curated record.
AUGCGCACAUCUGCAAGGACAAGUCCCAUGCGCUCUGCAAAGAGCAGCAGUCCCAGUGCCACGUCCAGCAGUGAUGGGUCAGAACACUCAAAGAGCACUGUUCCAACUGUCUAUAGUCAUCGCCCUGUGGUGAAGCAACAGAGUCCCUUUUAUACGGGAGAUGCGCGAGAUUCCACAUCCACUUAUGCCUCCACCGUCCCUUCCUUCGAGGAUCUCCCCGAUGAGCCCCGGUAUGAGGUCGUGACGGACCGACAUGAGACAUUCCCGUCUAAUGCCAUCCCUUCGAAUCCAUCCACAUUCGCAGAAUUGUUUCCGUCAGGGAGACGCCUCUUGAUCCGCCAUGAUGAUUCGACCAUCGACGGCAAUAUGAACCUGAGGGUCGAUACGUUGGUGCAGCAGGAUGGCCGCAUCCCGCAAGAGGUGACUCUCUACCACCUUCGAAUGCACGAUCUGCACACCCGAAAGUUCUCAUUUCGCCGCUAUUGCCGGGAAUCGGGCCGAGAAGUCUGUCAUUCGGUAAGGAAGUUCAAUCAGUCGGCCGUCGCGAAGCGGCCCCUGCGACGGUCGUUGAGCACCGUCUUGUCCAAUCUGCGACCUGGAUCGAGUGGGAAUUCGUCCGCAGUCGCAAACUUGAAGAGGCAGGAUUCGGGCUACAAGUCGGGAACGGACGAGGAUGUGUUCUUUGAUGAUGACUCUAUGGCCGGAUCUGAACAAUCCACGACGCCGACCAACACGAUCUUACUCGAAUUUUCCAAUUAUGCGCAUGUGGAUGUCAAACGACGGGCACUCAACCCGUUCAAACGGUAUGAAUUUGAAUACUGGAGCACCAAAUACCAAUGGCGACGGGAAUCUCGAAAGGAAGGCGAUUACAAGGAGAUCUCGUACCAUCUGGUUAACAUGGACACGUCCAAAACCGUGGCACACAUCGUUCCAGAGGUAUUGACGCCCAUGGAGAUGGUCGAGGAAGAAAGCAAAGGCGGCUGGGUCCCGCCAUGUUCUAUGUGGAUCAGCGAUCCAUCGAUCUACGAAAAGAUGCAUGAUGUUGCUGACGUUGUCGUUGCCACUGGUCUGAUCGCGCUUGUCGAUGACAGCAUCAGACGCCGCUGGCAUAGCAAGAGGCAUGUACUUCUAAGUCUGCCCAAGAACCCUUUCAUGAGGAAUGUAGACGCGGUGCCCGGGAAAAAAUUGAUUGACGAGAUGUACCACCGCUGCGGGUCGGCAUAG